Messenger RNA from Anisakis simplex (herring worm), 1059 nucleotides. The record is from the annotation of a GenBank genome assembly. NCBI's taxonomy places the organism in Eukaryota, Metazoa, Nematoda, Chromadorea, Rhabditida, Anisakidae.
AUGAUUUUUGAACCCGCAAAAUUUUUAGACUAUUCCGUCGAUGGCUGUGAACGAUGUUCACCGUCGAAUAAAUGGUUAUUUUGUGACUCAACGCAAAUGCAUUGCGUGAGUAAAGUGGUCAUUAACGGCAAUUGUUCGUCUUUCGAAGGUGUCUUCAACGUCUGUCACGAAUCAGUUUGUAUCAAUGGCACGUGCUCAAACACCUCGGCAUCAGCUCCAGCCCCUACAAAUAAUUCGUCGGACAUAAUCACAACUGACGACAACUCAUCUGCAAUGACAAAUGCUCAAAACGAAACUAUUGCUUAUGAAAAUGACAACUCCACAGAUGUGCUGUCCGAAUUGAUUUCUGGAAAAACUGAAGAAUUUGAAUUUGUAUCGUUUGCUCCAAUAGCAAAUAUAUCUGAUCAGGUCGAUACAGUCCCGUCAUUACCCACACAUAAUGCGUUACCUGAAAGCAAUACGAAUGUGCAGCAGUUGCAUGCGACCCGAUCAGCAAAUCAUUCAAGUGCAGACACCGCAACCCCCGAAGAUAACUUGAAUUCNCCAAUAAUAUUCAAACAAAUACAUCCCAACCACCUGUUGAAUCGCUCAACCGAAACGAAUUUCAAGAAAAAUGCCGUUACAGUGUCAUCCUCCGUCGUUCACUCGUCUUCGAGCACCACAACUCCUAUACCGUCUCCGCCAACGACAGUACAGAUUCCAACUGCUCUUUCAUCUCCAACAACCACGCUGUCUUUGGAAACCAUGCCUAGUUCGUCAACAACUCCACCAGCAUCAUUGAUACCCGAUUUGGAAGUGGUGCAACUAAAGGGUAAUGAAACGGUUACUGCUGCCAUUACUUCAGCUACUACCCUAUCGCAGCCGUUCACCGAGACAUUCGAAUCGACCAACUCGAAUAUAACUCACACAAGUACCCCACAACCCACUACGACUGCAAAUGUAGUCUUAGUGGACGAUAAUGAGCAAAUAUUUGCAAAUAAUCAAUCGUUGUUCACUUUCGAGAAGAAUAUAACUUGUGAUGACGACGAUAAUCAGUAUGUACCUGCUGCACACGAUUUG